UCUUACAAUAACUUAGUAUUCAAUACCCUUCUCUUCUUUAAGUAAGAAAAAUGAGUAACAACCAGGGAAGAUGCAGUUCAAGCCCAGUUAUAGCUGUUGCUUGCACUCUCGCUUUGUUCUUAGCUCAAUCGGAGAUCACUCAGGCAAAAACUUUCACAGUCGGUGAAGCUUCAGGCUGGAGUUUCAACGUUCAAAGUUGGACAAGGGGGAAAAAGUUCAAGGCCGGAGAUGCUCUUGUGUUCAAUUAUGAUCCAUCAGUGCAUAAUGUUGCAGUAGUUGAUAUCAAUGGCUACAACAGUUGCUCAGCUUCUCCAAGCUCUGCAGUUUACAGCAGUGGAAAUGAUGCAAUUAAACUAUCGAAAGGAAGAAAUUAUUUCAUUUGUAGCAUUCCCGGCCAUUGUGAUGGGGGGUUGAAGAUUGCUGUCGAUGCUGCUUGAAAGUGGAAACAAUGUGGAUUCAUCCAUGCCCAAUAAUCAAUCAUUAUUGUAAUCUUAAUCUACUUUAAUCUUGAAAGGUGGAUGUUGUGCUCUUAAUAAAUAAGAGGUUGUCUUUGAUUUUCUCUAUUC
This is a messenger RNA of Hibiscus syriacus, 566 nucleotides long. RefSeq names its product basic blue protein-like. The transcript has 2 exons. Bases 51 to 437 code for a protein of 128 amino acids. Gene Ontology annotation, molecular function: electron transfer activity. Gene Ontology annotation, cellular component: plasma membrane. The record is from RefSeq and is a predicted model, not a curated record. Lineage: Eukaryota; Viridiplantae; Streptophyta; Magnoliopsida; Malvales; Malvaceae.